Molecule: messenger RNA, 144 nt
Organism: Dentiscutata heterogama
Lineage: Eukaryota; Fungi; Glomeromycota; Glomeromycetes; Diversisporales; Gigasporaceae
Source: the annotation of a GenBank genome assembly
CUUGCAAAAAGCUUUUGCCCUCUACAUUCAAAAUUGAAAAUAUUACCUCCUUUCAUUCCCGAAUCCAACAAUCCUCUAAGGCAGCACUAUUUCAUAUCCAUAACUGUUCUUACGAUGAAACAAAGCAAUGCAGCCUCAACCUAA